GUUGCGUUGAGACUGCUGGAAAAGGAAAUACUUGCUCGAGAGGAUAUGGCAGAACUGCUAGGUCCUCGUCCGUUCAAGGAGAAGUCGACGUACGAAGAAUUCGUCGAAGGUACCGGUGGACUAGACGAAGACGUUUCUCUGCCGAAGGGUUUGGAGAGUUGGAAUAAACCUAAAGAGGUGGAAGAACAUCCGCCAAAGCCAGAUGAAUCGAAGAAGGAGCCCGUAGCGAAAUCCGCCGCAUCCUAA
Soboliphyme baturini is the source of this 246-nucleotide messenger RNA. The record is from the annotation of a GenBank genome assembly. NCBI's taxonomy places the organism in Eukaryota, Metazoa, Nematoda, Enoplea, Dioctophymatida, Soboliphymatidae.